GCCCUUUUUUGCGCUGCGGUGGCGGGGCUAUCGCGCGUCGUCAUGCGUCAUUCGUAAAAUGUGGCUCGUCUGUGAGGAUAGCUGUCCAAAUGGACGGUGAUAGCUACCUACCUGGCCUACCUUGGUACUCUUCUUACUUUCUGUUUCUCCCGCAGUUCCUCUUCGUUCUUUGUGUAGACAUUCUGUGGAAUGGGCUGACGUGACAGCUGAAACGUAUUUGUGUCCACAAUUGCGGUGGCUACCAUCCAGCUGUGUCAUACCUUGUGCUGAUGGGCUGUCAUUUGUUUCAUCCUUAAAAACCCCGUCACAUCGGUAACUACCUGCCUGCUUCAAGCUCGAGGUUCUCUUGUAUCUGUUGAGUCUUUGCGUGCCAGACCAGAAGCCAGACUGGCGGGACAUCGGAAUUCCCUCGCUCACGAGAUUGCUGCGAAGAAUAGCCCUUGCCGAGCAGAAGCAGAGGCGCAUCGAAGCCCGCAUUCGCAAUGGCCGCUGUAGACGCUACGCUGCGGAAGAAGGUAUUGAAGGUCAUUUUCGUGUCCUUGCUCUUGGAUCUGAUCUCUUUCACCUUCAUUCUGCCACUCUUCCCGAAGCUCCUCGAAUUCUACCGCAACAGCGAAGCCGGUCCUGGCUCGCGCACUACCGUUCUUGCUCGCAUUCUCGACGGCCUGAAUGCCUACAAGUCCUCUUUCUCCCGGCCAAUCGACUCGAGGUAUGACAUCGUGUUGUUAGGUGGCGCCCUCGGCAGUCUUUUUUCCCUAUUACAGGCCAUUGCGUCUCCUGUCAUUGGACACCUCUCCGACAAAUAUGGAAGGCGCACGGCGCUCCUCGCCAGCAUGGCCGGAAACAUCUUGUCCGUACUUCUCUGGGUCAUGGCUGUCGACUUCAGGACCUUCUUGGCAUCGCGCAUUGUUGGUGGAUUGUCCGAGGGCAACGUACAGCUAGCGACCGCCAUUGCAGCCGACAUAUCAGACGAGAAUAGCCGCGGUUCGACCAUGGCUCUGAUUGGCGCAUGCUUCUCUAUCGCGUUCACAUUCGGACCAGCUCUUGGCGCAUACCUAAGCUCUAUCGAAAUGGUUGCGGCAAACCCCUUCGCUACAGCUGCCGCGGUAUCGCUGUCGCUCAUUGUUACCGAGACACUCUACUUGUAUUUUACUCUCCCGGAAACCCUACCGGCAAAGACAGAGAAGACUGGUGCGGCGAAACAGACUGCUGCAUCAGCGCCUCCGUCGACUCGAACAAAUUCCCAUACUUUGCUCAACGGUGUACACUUCUUAUUUCUACUCUUUUUCUCCGGCAUGGAGUUUUCUCUGCCAUUCAUGACUUACGAUCUCUUCCAAUAUACAUCCGCCAAGAACGGACGACUGCUCGGCUAUAUUGGUCUUGUGGCGUCGAUUUUGCAAGGAGGUGUGACACGUCGCUUGCCGCCGCUUUCCACCGUGCGUAUUGGAGUGGGCGCAUGCUUAAUCGCAUUCGCGAUUCUUACACGUACGUCUACAGUCCGGUCCCUCUAUGUAGCCGCGACAUGUCUAGCGACGACGUCGGCCACAGUUGUAAGCGGCCUGAAUGCACUGGCUAGUUUUGAGGCGGCUGCUAGCGAACGUGGUGGAAAGCUGGGAAUUCUGCGAAGCUGGGGUCAACUGGGCCGGGGCUUAGGACCGAUUUUGUUUACUAGCGUGUAUUGGUGGGCUGGAAGGGAAUUGGCAUAUACCAUGGGCUCUAUCGGGCUAUUGGUUGUGUCAAUACUGGUCUUCGCGGGACUCAAAGCGCCUCCCGGCUCUACGAAAAGGAGCGUGGGUUCGAACAAAAAGGAUCUGUAACAUUGGAGUUUUGGUGCUGUUGGAUGAUGUACAUUAUAAUAUUUUGAACGUUCGAUAUAUCAAUAAACUCAAGACUUGCUGUACAUGCAUAAUUACUUAAA
Molecule: messenger RNA, 1918 nt
Organism: Xylaria bambusicola
Lineage: Eukaryota; Fungi; Ascomycota; Sordariomycetes; Xylariales; Xylariaceae
Product: major facilitator superfamily domain-containing protein
Exons: 2
Coding region: 483-1817 (444 amino acids)
Biological process (GO): transmembrane transport
Cellular component (GO): brush border membrane
Molecular function (GO): transmembrane transporter activity
Source: RefSeq, a predicted model, not a curated record